This is a messenger RNA of Mya arenaria, 5724 nucleotides long. Its product is annotated as structure-specific endonuclease subunit SLX4-like. Gene Ontology annotation, molecular function: enzyme binding. NCBI's taxonomy places the organism in Eukaryota, Metazoa, Mollusca, Bivalvia, Myida, Myidae. The coding region runs from base 87 to 4226 and encodes 1379 amino acids. Gene Ontology annotation, biological process: DNA replication; resolution of meiotic recombination intermediates; interstrand cross-link repair. The record is from RefSeq and is a predicted model, not a curated record. The transcript has 21 exons. Gene Ontology annotation, cellular component: Slx1-Slx4 complex; nucleus.
CGUGUUUUACACAUUUAAAGAUGUCAGCGCCCAUCUAGAGCUGCAUAUAAUUUUAGUUUUCUAGAUUUAUUUAACAGGUUGACAAAAUGGAGCGGAAAAAGAAAGGUGAAAAACCAAAGUUGUCAUUGAGGAAAAAGAACUCGGACAAGCUAUCUACAGUGGCCACUACAAAAUCAACACAUGUACUGAAUACAUUGCCCAAGGAAGAAGAUUUGAAUGAAUCGAGCGAGUUUGCCGCACAACCCAAGUUUGCACAGAUGCAUAGCAAACCUGUGGAAAUUAUCAACAUUGAAGAGGAGACAGAUACUGGAGAGAAGAUAAGUUGUCAGGUGUGCCAUAAAGACCUGACCUGUAUGAACUCACAGAGGAGAAUGCAGCAUGUCAACAAGUGUAUUGAUCGCCAAGAGGCAUCUGAGCAGGCAGAGAAAGAGGGGAAGCAACUCCUAGAGCAGGCCCAGACUGCCAUACUUGACUGCCCAAUGUGUGGACGGGCUUGCAAGACACAACAGAGUCGGAAGAGUCACUUAAAGCGUUGCAGUGUGAGUCUGGGUGUGUCGACCGAACAGAUGUUAAAACUCGUCCGCGAUCAGGAAACAGAGCGUGAGAACUUACUGGCUGCAGGGGUGAUGCCAGCAAAUAUCAGGUCAAAAAUAUCAAAGGCUGCUGGCCCAAAGAAAAAAGCUAUAAAAGAACCUAAAAGCCAAUUUGAAGAAGAUGUACAGGUUGCCAUGGCAAUAUCAACGUCCCUCUCGGACCCUCAAACUGUGGAGGCGCCAAGGAGGGGUAGAGGAGGAAAAGGGAAAGGCAAAAAGAGUAAAGAUGACAUGUAUCUGUUGCUGACAGCCUCCGAAGAGUACCGCCAGUCACGGAUACAACAGAAGGUCAGCGGCAUUCUUACGCUGCAGCCUUUCCCUAUGGAGAACCAGAACACAAAGUACCUAAACCCUUCCAAUCUCCACCACCCAAGGGUUGGGCCAGACGAUUGCCUGUGGGAAAGGGACAAUAUAUCCUCUCCCCACCAGAGUGAGAACCAGUUCUAUGUGGCAGCCAUUAUGCCACCAAUCACUGCGAGGUCAGGGUGCGGUGGGCGGAUACCCAGGCACAUUUCUAUACCAGGGAGGGAGGCCUCUUUUGUCACCAAGGAUACACAGAUGACGGCUGAGAUAUCCCAGGAGGAGAGUAUGACAGCCUCCACACAGACAGCUGUGAUCCUUGCUGAGCUGGCUGGUGACUUCACACAGAAUGAUGCCUCCCUCGGAGGUGGAGACACAAGGGUGGUGGGUACACCUGUGGGUCACAUCAGCCUGUCUGAGGGGGGUAAAGAUGGCCUGGAAGACGUGGGUUGUUGUGACCUCUCCCAGGCUAGUGGCUUCUGUAUGGAAAACAUGGGCCUUAAGGAAGAAGACCAACGGGAUCUGCAGAGGCAUGUCUGUUCUGACAUCGGUAGGCUUUUCAACAACAAGGAGUUCAGUGAUGUCCGGCUCACUUCUUCGGAAGGGCUGACUGUACAUGCACAUAGAGCUAUCCUAGGUGCUCGCUGCAGGCCUCUGAUUCUAAAGGAAGAAAAUUCUGUGAUAAAUCUCAAGGUGUCAUCAGGUGUUUUGGUUUCUCUUCUGAAAUUCCUCUACUCAGGAGAAGUUACCAUAGCCCCACAUCUUAAGGAAGAGUUGGAAGAUAUUUCAGUGGAACUCAAUCUACCUCAGUUAACUGAAGCUUGUAAAGGGCUUGUGUUACAAACAGAAACCUCAGGGAAUGAUGUUGAUCUCAGGAAUGUGGAAGAAGAAAAUGUAGGUGGAAAUUUAGGUACUGGUAUCUCAAAUAUUGACUUAAAAGCAAUCUGGGGAGAAUCAGAAAGUGAUGAGGAUGAUGACAAUGAAACUGUUGAAAAUGGUUUGGUUGUGAAGAGCCAUAUCAAUAAGGAUACCAGUGGACAAAGCAGCGUUGAAUCUGAAUCUGACUUUGAUAGGGAAGAUUAUCGCGAUAUUGUUUGUACACAGUUUAAGAAAGUGGUGCGGAUGGCCAAAGAGUGCGAUGCAACAAGGGAAGAUGACACUGAUGAUGUUGAAACAGAUUUCCCUAAAGAAACUAGUCAGUCAGAAGAUGAUAGAAUGAGUGAAAGAUGUACUGAAUCUGUUGGUGAAAAUCAUGACGAAAUAGCAAUUGGUUAUAACAGCAGUAUGGGUAGUGCAGAGGAUGAACCAGAAGUAGCUUCAAAAGCUGAAAAUAAAGAAACACAUGCACAAGGAGAUUCCGUAGGUUGUAAAAGAAAAAGUGACGAACAGUAUGAUGGAGCAAAGAGAAUGAAAAUUGAUACUUGCAUAAAUGAGAACAGAGAUUGUGACUCACCAGUUUCUAAAGAAGUUGGAACACCAUUAAUUAUGAAUGAGUCUUGUAAUAGAUCUAGUGUUGAUUUGUUUUGUAGCCCAACUCCAAAGAAAUCGUCAGUCAGUCCACAGAAAAAUGGCUAUUCCUGGUGUGCCCGUUCCACAAUAGCAUCUGGAAAUGAUGACACACAUAGUUCUUUACAUUUCUCAACGCCUGUUGAUGAUGGACCAAAUUUUCCGAAAUGGAAAAGUAGAAUUAGCACCAUUCCAACCGACAUAUCUCCUCAGUCUAAUUAUGAUGAUAGAAAUAUGGAAAAUCUGAAUACAACGAUUGAUGAAUUAAUGGUUGGAAAAAAUGAUGAAAUGGUGUCAAAAUCCAGUGAAAAAAAAUCAAAUGCGAUGGAUGUAGAUAAUAAAUCAGAUUCAGGUACAUCAGAUGAUAUUGAGAUCACUGGGGAUAAUUUUGAUGAUUUAGAAGAAAGCAGCCAACAAGUCUCCCCUAGAUUUAAUUCUAGAGUUAGUCAACUCAAUAGUAAUUCAGAACAUCGAAAUUCUGAUUCAUUGAGAAAUCAUUUAAAGAAUGAAGGGUUAAAAACAACAUCCUUAACUGAUGAAAGUUCUCCUAAUGGCAAAAAUCCCUUCAGCAAAGACAGUAGGGUUGGAAGCAAAGGAGGUUCUCAAAAUAGUACAAGAAAAGUGCAUGAUUUGUCAGACUCAUACAUGGACACUGAGGAUUGUGAAGAUGAAUCAAACAAAAGCUUUGAAUCUCAAAACAGCGAUAUUAGGCUACUGACAACAGACAAGCAUUCCAUUGAAGUAGGAGCUGAUGAAGUACAAGAUGUUGCAGAAGUUGGUGAAGUACUGACAACCAACAAUCAUUCCAGUGAAGAAGAUGUUGAUGAAAUACAUGAUGUAGCAGAAGUUGGUGAAGAUAUGUUUCAGGAUGAAGUGGCUAAUAUUGAUGUAUGGGACGAUUUUGAUGAUUGUGGUGCCGGGUAUGAGCCUCCUGCCAGUCCUCUGCCUUCUUGCUCCCAAGCUAUGUCCAAUAAUUUGGAUCUGCAGACUGAGACAGUGGACCUUACUGGUGUGGAGGAGUCGGAUACAGAAGCCCUGCUGGACGGGGAUGACAGCUUUGUGUUUAAGAUUGACAAUGAAGUGGGGAGAGAGGAGAAGGCAGCCAACUCUGAUCCUGCAAAUGUUGAGAACAAGAAGAUGAGCCCUUUCAAGACUCCAUCAACCAAUCAGAUCGCAGACAAGAGGCGGGGCAAGGAUUGGGUGCCGCCCUCCCCCUUUACACCCAUGCCUCAAUAUGACACCAUGGCCACACCCGUGCUCAAAAAGGCGGUACAGAAGUAUGGGGUGAAGCCAGUGGGAAAAAAGAGGAUGAUUGGCCUGCUGGUGGACAUCUACCAAAAGACUCACCAGUACGAGACUGACAGUGAGUGUGAAGAUGUAGAGGAGGCCACAGAUGACAGUAAACCAGGACAGAUUGUCAGCGAGGACGAAGAACUCUCUUCCAGCCAACUCAGUCAGUGUUCUCAGGAUUCUGAUAGUAGUACCAGGGAGUUGUUGGAGGAAAGCUGCCUUGUCAGGAUGAGCAGUGAUAGUGAGACUGAGACUGUAGCAUCGAAAUCAGCUGAAGUGGGCAAGAAAUUGUUGGAUUUCAUUCUCUCCAAGAAAGCCCUACAUCAAAGGGUUCUUAUGUAUGAGCCCCUGGAGCUGGAUAUACUCAAACAGGAGGUGAAGGAUGCCGGGAUCCGCUGUUCCAUGGACUCUCUCAUGGCCUUCCUUGAUGAACGGUGUAUAGCAUUCACAAGCAAGAACACGAGAAAGCGGGCACCAGCAAAGGGUGGGCGUGGAAGAAAAGCUGUGAAGAAACCUGCUAAACAGUCAUCAGUUUAGACAUUAAUCAAUAGCCCAGACUUAAAUUCUGAGAUCUUGUGAUACUGGUAUUUAAUAUUGGUCUUAAUUGGAUAUAAGAACGUUGCAGCUAAUAGGAUUAUUUGUUAUUAAUAACUGUCCAAUGGAGUGAAUGAAGUCAAUGAUGUAUGAUCCUAAGAUUAAAUAUUAAAUACCACCCCAUAUUAUAGAUAAAUGUGCAAUUGUCUCAUCAGUGAUAAGUUAUACUAAUGCAUGUUUUUGAAAUAUAACAAAAAAACAUCAUGUUCACUCAGAAUGGUUAAGCUGUUCACCUUUUUGUUUUCUUUCAUUUUACUUUGUUUUCACCUUUAUUGCUUGACCCUAUAAAUUGUAAUAUUGUACGAGGGAUGUCCGGAAAGUUUUGAGACUGUGGUCAUAAAAAAACAUACAACUCAUAGGAUGCAUUUUAAAUUUUAGCAGCUGACAAUUUUAUCUAAUACAAACAAAUCCUGAAAGUUUCAACAAUAUACUACGAAGUAAACGUACACAACAAACAUUACAAAAAGUACAGGUCACAAGUCACGGAGCACUUCCUUGUCUCAUUGCGUCAGGUCAUUUUUUUUUCAAAAUACCCUCUUUUUCCAAGUACACACUUACGGUGGCGUUCAACCCAUUGCUUAAAUAUAUUUCCGUACCACUCUUCCAUGAUAUUAUGAACAACUGUCAUUUUAACUGAACAGAGUCACCGAUUUCCCUCACUGUCCUCUGCCGGUCUUCUUGUAACCUGUCCCGCACUGAAUUUACGCCAUUUUCACUCACGACUGACGGUCUGCCGCUUUUAAUCACACACAUGUUCAUGCCCGUCACUAAAAACGUCCAUGUCAGCGAAAUACCAAAGCCCUUGAACAUUUUGUCUUUGAGUUAUCCAUUGUUAGAAACGUAUAAGUAUUUGUAGGAGCUAUCCCGCUGCGACACCGUGUUUGAUCAUAGCGCGCUGCUCCGUGCGUGACGUCAACGUUGCAGUUUUUUUCGUACAUCUUCGAAAUACCUCUCUACUUCAGUUGAUCGUUACAAACUUGUCUACACUUAGAUGGCUUUAAUAAAUUGCGAGGUGAUGCAGCUGACGUCAUACUGUCAUACUGUGACGUUUUGGCAUCUAUUAUUAAGAAGGAGUAGUAUAUAUGAAUUGUGAACACUUUUCAGAAAGAGUAAAAUUCAAAGUGCUCCGUGAAGCGCUAGAUGGGUUGUCUUGACAACCAUUUUCUUCCUUAUUAUGAGAUUAUAUAAUUUAAUUUUCCAAAAAAGUGAAUAGUCUAUAUACACAGCUGCUUAUUGUUUGCUGAUUUAUAUUAAAAACGUUUUGAAAUAUAGACACAGUCUUAAAACUUUCCGGACAACCCUCGUAUAUACACUGUUAGCCAGUUGAAGCAGAUUUUGAUGAGUGUUUAAGUUUUAUUACAAAUCUGAUAACUAUUUAUUAUGAAAUAGAUUUCUUGUGCAAUAUCAUGUGAAUUCCUGCAAAUAAACGUGCAUAAAAACU